Messenger RNA from Coccidioides posadasii C735 delta SOWgp, 1887 nucleotides. It is a transcript of the gene TAF12, whose product is annotated as Transcription initiation factor TFIID subunit 12. Gene Ontology annotation, biological process: DNA-templated transcription initiation; RNA polymerase II preinitiation complex assembly. Gene Ontology annotation, molecular function: DNA binding; TBP-class protein binding; protein heterodimerization activity. The record is from RefSeq and is a predicted model, not a curated record. Gene Ontology annotation, cellular component: SLIK (SAGA-like) complex; SAGA complex; transcription factor TFIID complex. NCBI's taxonomy places the organism in Eukaryota, Fungi, Ascomycota, Eurotiomycetes, Onygenales, Onygenaceae.
AUGGAGAAUCAACCUGCGGCUGGUAACUCACCAGCCGCGCCGCUGAUUCAACAAAACUCAGCCCUAAUCCGAACCGAUCAGGUUCAGAAACUCCCACAUUUGGGCGACUCGCAGAAACAAACACACACUGCUCUGGUGCGGGGUCUCUGGGACAUCCUCAACUCACAUCCUCCAGGUUCCAACGAGUACAACGGCGCCCACACAAAAUUAACCCAGGUCUCGCAGAAUCUCAUGAGAGGCAUGAGAAUGUUCCAAGCAAGUCGCCAACAGCAGCUGCAGCAGCUUGCUCAGCAACAGCAACAGCAAGCCCAACACAUCCAGGCCCAGGCCCAGGCAGUUCAAGCUCAGACCCAGGCUCAAGCGCAGCAGCAGCAGCAGCAGCAGCAGCAGCAGCAGCAACAACAGCCGCAGACGACCCAGCAGCAGACCCAGCAGACCCAGCAGGGGCCUCAGCAGCAAGCCCAGCCGCAGUCGCAGCCGCAGCAAGCCCAGAUGAGUCGCCCUCCCACCACCACCACCAACCCCCAAGCCGUUGCCAAUCCCGCGAGCCAAGCACGACCCCAGAUGGGUAUCCCGCAGAGCUUCCAGCAGUUGCUCCCCCAGAUUCGCGCCAAGGUCGACACCUUGACCUUUAUCCUCCCUCCCACGAUUACAAAGGAUCAGUCCGAUGGCUGGAUGCAGGAGGCAAGGCUCCGAUAUGGUCUCGCGUUACAGAAACAAGAGCUGGGCAAGGUUAAGCUGAGUGAUUUACGCCAGCAGUAUAAUCAGCGCCAGAGUGCCGGAAACCUGUCCCAAGAGGAGAUCCAGGAGUUCAAGAACCGCCAGACAGCUGCUGAAAGACUCUUACGCGAGGGAAGCGACUUCCUGGGAAAGUUCAAAGAACAGCAGGAGAGUUUCCGCGUGCAGACCCAGCAGCUCGCAGCAAGCCGACAAGCAGGUCAAAAUGCGCCUUUGCAAGGCCAAAUAGGUGCUGACGGCCGUCCCCAGCAACCCGUUACUACGGCACCCGCUCCGCAUACCAUUAAUUCUGCUGUCGUUGCCGCCCGUGCCGGUCAAGCCCCUUCCCAGAUGCCUGGUCAGACUGCAACUGCCGUCACUGGUGCAACCCACGCGCCAAUCCAGCCACCGGUAACCGCUGUUCAAGGCACAACAUUAAGCGCGUUUGGUCAGCAAGCUUCCCAAGAAGGAACUGCCGCCGCUUCCCAGACCCCAACCACUCAAGGUCCCCCACGCCCGUUGUCUCAACAAGCUGCCAUGGCGCAAGCUGCGCAAAAUUAUUCGAAUGCGAUGAAUCAACCACCAGCUACCACGCAGCCAGCGACUACUCAUGCGCACCCGCCAAACUAUGUCAGCAGCCGUGGCGACUCGCGCAACGUUACCAUGAAUAUUCAGAAGAAUCUGAACGUCCCUGCCCCGGAACCGGUUAGCAUGGCUCCCGCACGCCCGACUCUUACCAGUGGACCAAGCCAUGGGGCUACCGGCGUCAUGGGCCAGCCUGCCAUCCAGAAGCAUCCAGGUUAUGUUUUGGAGGGAGAAGGCCAGCAUGUUCUGAGCAAGAAGAUGCUAGAUGUCUUGGUGAAGCAAGUUACUGGCGGUGGAGAUGGAGAGGGAUUGACUCCAGAUGCUGAAGAGUUCCUCCUCCAAAUGGCCGAUGAUUUCGUCGACGACGUUAUCACUGCAGCUUGCCGUCUCGCAAAGCUCCGCCCUUCCGCCACCCUUGACAUUCGUGACAUCCAGCUUGUUUUGGAACGUAACUACAAUAUGCGCAUUCCCGGGUUCACCGCAGAUGAUCUUCGCACCGUCAAGAAGCCACACCCCACGCAGGGUUGGAUUCAGAAGAUGUCUGCUGUCCAGGCCGCCAAAGUCACUCAGGGUCGCGCUGAUUAG